AUGGAUGAUGAGUCCUUGUAUGAUGAAUGGGAAAGAUUCAAAGAGUUAUUACUAAAGUGCCCUCAUCACGGAAUUCCGCAUUGCAUCCAACUUGAGACAUUUUGCAAUGGUCUCAACGCUCACACAAGGAUGGUAGUAGAUGCUUCUGCUAAUGGUGCUAUCUUAUCUAAGUCUUACAAUCGAGCAACAUCAAGAAGACGAGUUGCUGGAAUCCAUGAAGUGGACGCUCUCACUUCACUUGCAUCCCAGGUAUCUUCGAUAUCUUCAAUGUUAAAGAAUCUUACCACUAAUGGGUCUAACAGUUUUGUAGCUCAACCACCAAACCAAUAUGAGAAUAUAGCCUGUGUCUAUGGUGGGGAAGGACAUGUGUUUGAAGAAUGCCCAUCAAACCCAUCAUCCAUAAACUACAUAGGUAAUCAGAACCAGAACCGAGGAAGGCAAGGGUUGCAAUCCAACUUUUACAACCCAUCGUGGCGAAAUCACCCCAAUCUUUCCUGGAGUAACCAAGGGGCUGGAGGCAGUAACAACUACGCCCAACCUAGACCAACCCAGCCGCCUAGUUUUUCACAGCAAGUUCAAAAACCGGUUCAGGCUGAAUCGUCCAAUAGCUUAGAGAAUUUAUUGAAGGCAUACAUGACGAAGAAUGACGCCACUCUAAGGAAUUUGGAGAAUCAAGUGGGCCAGCUUGCUACUGAACUUAGGAACCGUCCACAAGGUGUUUUACCUAGUGAUAUGAAAAAUCCGAGAAAUCCAGGGAAGGAGCAUUGUAAAGCACUAACAUUGAGGAGCGGAAAAAUGAUAGAGCUCAACAUCAUUGAAGCUGAAAAGGAACAUGCUGAAGCUCAAGAUUCGAAAGAAGUUCAACCGAGUGUUGAAGUUCCAGUUCCACUAGAACUAGAACCUGCAAGACCUGAAAAGGUAACCUCAGAACGAGCCAAUUCUGAUCAGCCAACCAUUCCGUUAGUAGCAGAAUUGCCACCAAAGACAAAUCAACUAGUACCAACUCCAGUAUAUAAACCUCCACUACCUUACCCUCAAAGACUCCAAAAGCAAAAACAGGAUGUCUAA
This is a messenger RNA of Gossypium arboreum, 1068 nucleotides long. RefSeq lists its product as uncharacterized. Lineage: Eukaryota; Viridiplantae; Streptophyta; Magnoliopsida; Malvales; Malvaceae. The transcript has a single exon. The record is from RefSeq and is a predicted model, not a curated record. The coding region runs from base 1 to 1068 and encodes 355 amino acids.